AACGGCUAUUUCGCAGCUACAAUAGUUAAUCAUGUUCGCUUCUUCCAAGACAGUAUCAGGUAUUGCACGAGCCAGCUUCAUCGGUGCACGCAUAGCCUUGCCAGUCUCCGCACGCAUGGUAAACCACUCACUUCUUAGAAGCAAAACUUCGUACUCGAAGGAACUCACCGGCCCCAUGGCCAAACCUAUGAAAGGUACCGCGCGUGCUACAGCCGAGAGUUUUGAUGAUUACUACACUGAGGUCAAGACUGGUUCCGGCUACAACGUGGUAGUUGAUCAUUUGCCAGAGUCUAAAGGUGGAAAGGGUCCAUCUCCAUUAGAGUAUGCUCUCACCUCGCUUGCCGGGUGCAAGACAUCGGCGUUCAAAACACUAGCAAAGGAGGCCGGAUUCAAGAUAGACAACAUUCAGUACAAGAUGAGUGCGAACUUUGAUCCACGUGGUUACAAUGGUGGCAUGACGUAUGCUGGUUUCACACAUAUAAAAUUGGAUGCGAAGAUCAAAACGUCACUUACAGGAGAGGAACUGAAGGAAGCGGCGGAGGAGGUCGCGCACAGGUGCAUCAUUGCCGCAACAUUCGAGAAGGCUGGUGUAGAGAUGGAUGUCACUUGGACCAAAGUGGAGUAGGCGAGUUUAAGUAAUAAAGUAUGUCAG
This is a messenger RNA of Sphaeroforma arctica JP610, 652 nucleotides long. RefSeq lists its product as hypothetical. The record is from RefSeq and is a predicted model, not a curated record. The transcript has a single exon. NCBI's taxonomy places the organism in Eukaryota, Ichthyosporea, Ichthyophonida. Bases 32 to 625 code for a protein of 197 amino acids.